Molecule: messenger RNA, 1324 nt
Organism: Cercospora beticola
Lineage: Eukaryota; Fungi; Ascomycota; Dothideomycetes; Mycosphaerellales; Mycosphaerellaceae
Product: MARVEL domain-containing protein
Biological process (GO): eisosome assembly; protein localization to plasma membrane
Cellular component (GO): eisosome; plasma membrane
Source: RefSeq, a predicted model, not a curated record
GCAAGUGUUUGCAAUCACACAGACACGGAAGUCGCGCUGUGCAACCAACUCUGCGACGAAAGAGUAGGACAAUGUCCUUGUCUAGACAACUCUUCGUCUCCCACGGUAUCUGCGUCGUCAUCAGCGCUGUUAAAACAGCAGUGAGAAUAGAAGUGAAGGCAACGCGCAUGUGGGCUUUAGCGCGACGCUAAAGUGAACCGUGCAUGAGAACAAACACUCGCUUGGCUCGUUCAAUUCUUCUCGCUCGAGCAUGCGGAAAUUCCGUUUCUUCGACAACAACAAACCUGCACCUCUUUUCGUUCCGCCUCCGUCGCCGGCUGCGUCGUCUAUCCACCCACCCACAUCGGGUUCGCAAGCGAUACUCGAGGGCAACACCAAGAUCAUGGAGAAGAAGAAGUUGGGCUCGCUGGUUGCGCGCUGUGUUCAGUUCUUCUCCGCGGCCAUCGUUCUCGGCCUCUCCAUCUCCAUCUACAAGCACCUGAAGCACUUCCUGGGCUUGUGUCACGACUAUUACGCCAAACGCGACUGCGGCAAAGCGAUCGAUCCAUGGACGCCAGUACACGCUUUCUCUGCUUGCGUUGGGGUAGUCGGGCUGCUGAGUGCUGCGAUCGGCAUCAUUGCCACGGUCACAUCGCUCGGAGAAAAGAAGAUCGUGGCCUUGGUGACCACCAUCCUCGACGUGCUCGCUGCUCUCUUCUUCUUGGCUGGUGGAGUGACCUCUGCCGUCAAAUACGCCGGCGACGUGAUCCCAUGCGACUCGCCACCCAAGGAGCAUAUCUUGACCUUACCACCAUGUUCUCGCGCCAGAGCCGCCACGGCCUUCCUCUUCAUUGGGCUACUGGCUACGCUCGUCGCCUCGGCCCUCGCUUUCUUCAGUGGUCGAGCCAGCGGCAAGCGCUCUACUUCUGGCCCAGUCGGACAUGAGCUGUAAGGGAGUGACUCCAAUGUCAGCGAUAUCUCAGAGGUGGCGCAUGGAACUACGCGGGAGGAAUUGUCUUCUCGUGGUGCUUGGAGAAACGAAUUAUGCGCAUUGGUGGGUUCUCGGAUUCUUGGGAUUGCUUUUGCGUCCGAUUGAGAGGCAAGGAGAUGCUUGAGGUGGGUCGAUGAUCGGGCAGUAGCAGUAUACUUGAUCUGCAAGAGAUACACGAUGCAGGCACAGCCGCAAAGCUUUUAGACUGUCUAAUAUAUUGCCCGCAAACCAUGCCCCGUCCCUCUUCACUCGUGCAGGCAUCCGAGCGCGUCCGCGUCGCUUCAGAUGGUCACGUGGAUCACGAUAUUUCAGAGGAAUAUUCGAGGUCCGAUGCACAAGAGUCAUUGACAUGCC